Messenger RNA from Drosophila miranda, 1370 nucleotides. RefSeq names its product hippocampus abundant transcript-like protein 1. Bases 31 to 1353 code for a protein of 440 amino acids. Gene Ontology annotation, cellular component: membrane. Gene Ontology annotation, biological process: transmembrane transport. The record is from RefSeq and is a predicted model, not a curated record. NCBI's taxonomy places the organism in Eukaryota, Metazoa, Arthropoda, Insecta, Diptera, Drosophilidae. The transcript has a single exon. Gene Ontology annotation, molecular function: transmembrane transporter activity.
CUACGCCAUUUUUCUCGCUACUCGUUGGCAAUGUUUCGAUCCAAUUGGAAGAAACGCCUGAUCGGUGCGAUACCGCAAUCGGGUAUUGGGAAGCCGCGUCUAAGCCAUGCCCUGAUCGUGACAUUCGUUCAUUACUUCUCCUGGGGUCUGUUGACCGUGCCCUCGAUGGUAAAGCUGAACGAGAGGUUUGCGGAACGAGCCUUCCUCAUCGACGGCUUGAUCUAUGGGACCAGGGGAACGCUUGCCUUCAUCGCGGCCCCGCUGAUGGGCGCCCUCUCGGACAUUUGGGGACGCAAGCCGCUGAUGCUGAUGGCCGUGGUGACCACCUACUCGCCCAUUCCGAUGAUGAUCAUCAAGGAUUGGUGGUUCUUUGCCAUGAUAAUGAUCAGCGGUCUCUUUGGCACAGUUUAUUCGACGGUCCUGGCCUAUGUGGCCGAUGUUACCUCGCAGGAGGAGCGUUCGAAGGCCUAUGGUCUGACCUCGGCCACAUAUGCUGCUGCCAUGGUGCUCUCACCGGCUCUGGGCAGCCUCCUAAUGGACAAAUAUGGACUCCCUGUGGCCGUGUCUGUUGCUGCAGCUACUGGCCUGAUGAACAUCCUGUUUAUAUGGGUCGCAUUGCCGGAAAGUCUGCCCAGGCAGAAGGAGCAGGAGCAUGCCAUGGACAUUGCAUGGGUUGGAGCACAUCCAUUUUAUGAUCUGCGAAUGUUGGGCAAAAACAAGACUCUGCUCCGCAUCUGCCUGAUUGUUGUGCUCUCCUCCUGGCCCGAGGCGGGGGAGGAGUCCUGUGUCCCACUCUACCUUACGCUCAAUAUGGGCUUUGGAAAUGUGGAAGUAUCCGUGCUGGUUGGCCUUGUGGCGGUGCUCGGCAUUGCGGCGAAUGUCACGCUGGGACUCCUAAUAAACGUCCUGGGAGCGAAGGGUACCAUCAUCUCGGGCCUGGUCCUGGAAAUGUGCCAGCUACUACUCUACGGGCUCGGUAGCCAAAAAUGGAUGAUGUGGAUGGCCGGAAUAAUGGCGGCCACGGGCACCAUCGGGGCCUCCGCCUGCACCGUCUUCUCAUCCAUGUACUCUCAUCCCCAGAAUCAUGGCGCUGUUCAGGGCAUCAUGUCUGGCAUGAUGGAGCUCUCCGAGGCCCUGGGACCAGUCGUCUUUGGGAUCCUCUUCUAUGCGUUCAACCGGGAUCUGAAUGGGAAGCACAGCAGCCAAAAUGGGGUACCAUUUGUUGCUGGGGCCAUAAGCGUCCUACUAGCCAUUAUUUUAGCCAAAUUACUAGUGGAGGAUGUGGACAAGCAAAAGGUAUACAAGUCCUCUGGAAUAGUUGACGAGAUGAAACCAUUAACGGGAACGGAGUAAAGAGGAAACUCCAGAAU